Messenger RNA from Clunio marinus, 3312 nucleotides. NCBI's taxonomy places the organism in Eukaryota, Metazoa, Arthropoda, Insecta, Diptera, Chironomidae. The record is from the annotation of a GenBank genome assembly.
GGCCUUAGGUAGUUUUUAAUAAUCGGUUAGACCGGUCGAAAUUCCCGUUUUAGGCGAAAUGGAUAGUUCAGAAGGAGAUCAGAGUAAGGACUACCAAGGUGACGACAUGGGUGGUGGUGAUUUCGACUCAGCAGGUCAGCCCAGUAAUCAGACAGAGCAAGAACUCGCCUCUAAAUGUUUGCAAAUCCAGUCCAAGCGAUUUUAUUUAGAUGUGAAACAAAAUCGUAGAGGACGUUUCAUCAAAGUCGCUGAGAUUGGUGCUGAUGGUCGUCGUUCUCAAAUUUUUCUAGCUCUUUCAACAGCAGCCGAUUUUCGCGGUCAUUUGUCAACAUUCAGUGAUUACUAUUCAUCAUUAGGACCACCAAAUCCUGAAAACGUUCCAGAAGAUGGGAAACUUAAAUCGGAAUGUAUAGUGAAGGAUAACAGACGAUACUAUUUAGAUUUGAAGGAAAACGCUAGGGGCCGCUUUUUAAGAGUGUCCCAGACCAUAACCCGUGGCGGUCCACGCUCACAAAUCGCCAUUCCAGCCCAGGGCUUAGUCGAGUUUAGAGAUGCUUUAACAGAUCUUUUGGAUGAAUUUGGAGAGACAGAUGGCGGUUUUAAGGGAGAACUUCCUGAGGGCCGCCACUUGAGGGUCGAUAACAAAAAUUUUUAUUUUGACAUUGGCCAAAAUAAUCGGGGCAUUUAUAUGAGAAUGAGUGAGGUUAAAAGUAACUUCCGCACUGCAAUAACUGUUCCAGAAAAGUGUUGGACGCGUUUUCGUGACAUACUAACUGAUUACUGUGAAAAAAUGUCAGAAACAGCAACAACCACUGCCGAUAAUAAUACACAAGCCGUGCAAUCAUCGGCACCGAAUUCUGCUAGCGGUUCACAAAAAUAAAAAAUUUGCGUUAAUUUGACCUACAUAAAUUAGAAGCAGAAACAUCAAAUUACAUCUAAAGACCUUAUUCUUCUAUAUUAUCAGUUGUCAUUAAUUUCUAUCGAUGAAACUGCUCACACAAUGCGAUUGAAGUAUUUAAUGGUAAGAACUUAUUGGAAAUGACCAAAAGUUAUAAUUGUUGGAGGAAAUUUUUCUCGCUUACAUUAUAAAGAUGUUUCGAUUGCAUGAAAAACACCUAAUUAUAAUUGUGUCGGGGUUUUGUUCUUCAAAUGAAUUAUUUUUUUUUAUAUUUGUUCUUUGGCUUAUUAAUUCGACUUUAGUCCACUGAAAAUUGAAGAAAUUAGAAGGCAUGGCCUUAAAUUUAAGUUCAGAAAUGUUUUCCAUCUACAAAUUUUAUUUUAAUCGAACCCAUUUACUAGAAACUUUAAAAAAUCUACCUUAAAGUAGUUAAUUCAACACAGAAAAAAAAAACAAUUCAAAGAUUAAAAAAAUAUUGUUCAAAUUUUAGCCUCUCAAACUACAAAAUGAAAAAAGUAAAGAGUAAAAUUAAAUAAAAAAACAUUCAGAAAUUCAAGUGCGCAUGGGAAAAUUAAAUUUAUUAAUAAAUGUAUACAUCAGAGUACACAAAAAAGUUUUAUGAUGAAAGAAAAACUAUGUGUUCUAUUAUCCAUGAACGAUUUUUCUUAGAUUAAAAUUUGUAGGAACUAAACGAAAGGAAAACAAAUGAAUUUUUUCUAAUAAGAAUUCUUUCAAUAUGUUUUUGUUGAAGAAAUAAAUUCAGUAAUUUAUCAUUCAACAGCUCUCACCAUGAUUUUGAUGACUUUAUUAUUAGGCUCUUUUCUGUCCCUUGCACGAUUUUCGUCUCCGUGAAAACAAAAAGGAUAUAUUUAUACUUAACAAACAUAAAAAAUUGAAUUUAAAAAUAGGGGAGUGUGUGGUACCUUUCUGAUUCGGUGGAUAUAUGACACAAAAAAUAACAAUUAUGCAACUUUCGAAAAAUAAUAAUCAUGAAAUGAUUAAAAACUUUGUUUGUAACAAAAUGAAAAUCUAUAAAUUGAAAAAAAAGUUUAAAUUAUGUGAUAUGAUGUGGCGCAUGGCGCCUGCCGAGAAAAUGAAUUAAAAGAAAUUUUGCAUAUAAAAGCAAAACUUAGUUAUUUUUGAGUUUUAAAAGCUACUAUUUAUUCAUUGCAAAUUAAGAUAAACAGAAAACCUGCUGUAAAAAUAUUCUUUGCAAUUCUUUCAGUUUUUAUUUCUAAACAUGGACAGUUAUUUAUGAAAGUAAUCCUAUGAUGAUCGAGUAGCCAAGAUAAUGAAUUGAUUUUAGUAAUAAAAAUUGCUGAUUAAAUGAAAAACCGUUUAUCACGGUACCGCCCGAAAAGUUAUAAUGAUAUGUUUAAUCAUUAAAGUUAAAUUAAUAUAAUCAAUUUUUUUAAUAAGGUCAACUAAAAAAAAUAAAUACUUGUUUUUGUUGAAAGAUAUUAAAUUAUAUUUUCAAUGUGAGUUGUAGAAAUGAAAUAACAAAUAUAUUUAUCAUGUUCCUUCUGUUAUUUGGAAUGUUUAUGUUCACUUUGGAUCUAAAAAAUUUGUUUCAAUCUCUAAUUUUUAUUGAAAUUUUUUAAAAUGCAUCACAUGUAUAAUUUGACUAAAAUAAAACAAAACAGAAAACUAUAGAAAAGGCAAGAAUAAGAUUAUAUAAAUGAAAACUCUAAAUCAAAGAGAUAACAUACAUUCAAGAAAUAUGCGUACAAGAAGGAAAUAUCUACAAAAAAAGAAAAAAAAAUGUAAAAGUGGAGUUUAUCAUUCUCGUGAAAAUGUUUUAUUAAAAAUCUAGAAAUAUCUAAUUGGCAUUUAGGGUGUGGAAAAAGUAAUGAUUUACACCGAGUUUAAGAUGAACAUGGAAAUGAUUAUUGAUUUAAGUUGAACGGGCGAAAAACUUUCUCGUCCCGAUUAUAUGUUUUACUAUGUUACAUGCAUUUCUUGUUAUACUCACUGUUCUAUCUAACUAUUAAUUGUUGUUCUUGCAAAACUGUGUAUGAGAAGAGUGUAUUUAUUUUUUCCUCAGAAUAUAUUGAUCAUUUAAUAAUAGGAAAUACGAAAAAGUAAAAAAUGAAAUGUUUCCUCAACACCAGUUUAUUAAAAAAAAAUGACAUUUUAUAAAAGGAAUAUUAUUUUAAUGGCAUCAAAAAAAGUUCUGGACCCGUAAGCUUUUCGCCCUCUGAAUUUUUUUCUUCUUUCUAUGCUUGGUGUAAAUUUCUUGGGUUAUCAUCGUUCAAAGGGACGAUUUCUUAGAAAUCUGCAAAUUAAAACAAAAUCUAUAAAUACAUGUUGAGGUAAUUAUAUAGAUUUUAUUGAUGAAAAAUGCUAAAAACUUAAAUAAACCCAUCCCAUGAAAUGGUGAUGAAAUAAAUAAAAAAAUAAGAAAAAAAAUUGAA